AUGUCUUUGGACGGGCGUUUCCUUCGACCAUUUCGUGAAGGCGUAACCAACGAACACUUGUACUGGGAAGAAAGCUCGUCGUCCGAAGAUGACAAUGACAGCGAAUCGGCGGCAUCGACGUCCGACGAGUCCACGGGCAGCGACUCUACGGGCGGGUCGUCGGGCGGCGAGACGUCCCUCAACGAAGAGCACUCUUACGAUUUUUUCGAGGAGCCGUCGCGAGACCUCUUCUGUCCGGUGAAGCUGGACGUGAUGUUGAGGCCGUGCCAGACGCGCUGCUGCGGGAACCACGUCUCGCUGUCGGCGGCACGCCGGCUGAAACGGAUGAGAAAACGCUGCCCCCUCUGCAAGAGAACUCCGCUGAGGUUCGUGGAAGACAAGUAUUUUCAGCGAGUCGUGCUGGGCAAGAAGGUGUACUGCAGCAAAAGGGCGCUGGGUUGUACUUGGGUGGGCGAGAUUCGAGUGCUGAAAGAUCACCUUAGCACGGAGACCGGCCCUGGAAAUAGAUGCGGGUUCGUUCAGUUGACGUGUUCGCACAAUUGCGGCUGCAGGUUUCCCAGACGAGAGAUGGGAAGCCACGAAAGCAACGACUGUCCGAAGCGCCCGUUCUCGUGUCCUCACUGCGGCUAUACCAGCACGUACGAGACCGUCACGCGAGAGCACUGGCCGAUGUGUGGUAAGUUCCCUCUCGUGUGCCCGAACGAGUGCACCGACGGCAGCAUAGAGCGGAGAUCGCUGAAGCGUCACCUCAGCCAAGAAUGCCCUGAGCAAGAAGUCGACUGCGAGUUCAGCUACACUGGGUGCACGGCCCGAGUCAAACGCCGCAGGUUGACAGAACACAUCAAGGAAAACAUCCAGGACCAUCUUCGAUCACUGGCAAAGUACACGAUGCAGCUCCACACUCAUGCAUCCGGCACCCUUUCACAAUCUUGGGAGAUCACCUUUCGAAACUUCAGGUGGCAUCGAAGAUCGAAUCGCGAGUGGUACAGUCCGCCAUUCUACACUGGUGUCGGUGGCUACAAGAUGUGUCUGGGUAUUGACGCCAACGGGUUCAAACCCAACCCCAGCGCUCAUCUUGGAGUGGCCCUCUACAUGAUGAGAGGUGAAUUUGACGACGCUCUCCAGUGGCCAUUCAGCGGCACAAUCAAACUCGAGUUGGUGGACCAGAGCCCAGCUGGGAAAAACUACUCUUUCACUAUCGUGGAUGAAACGUCGCACACUGACGAAGACUAUGAGGAUAUCUUCUCGAGGGUAACGGAAGGAGAGAGGUCGGAAGAGGGUUGGGGCUUUACGGAGUUGAUCUCUCACAAGCAUCUGCUCAAGGGUAGAAGAGGGAGGCAGUAUAUGAACAAUGACUCCCUGGCCUUUAGAGUUAGUAAAAUAAGAGUUAGCAGCAGUUAG
Geodia barretti is the source of this 1401-nucleotide messenger RNA. NCBI's taxonomy places the organism in Eukaryota, Metazoa, Porifera, Demospongiae, Tetractinellida, Geodiidae. The record is from the annotation of a GenBank genome assembly.